AUUAUAAAAAGGAGACUAUGACCAUGCAUAUGACUUACACUGUUAAAUUGGCAGUAGGUAUGAUAGUUUUAGGAUCUCUCAUUUGGGCUGCUUCCGAAUUUUCAGUUGUCUUCAAUGUGAGCGCAAUAUUGGAAGCGACUUUUAUCGCUAUUGGAGCAUUGAUUGUUAUAGCAGGAACUAUUGCUUGGGCUAUGUCCAUUCCCAAAAUAUUUAUCAUUAACUUGGAAAGUCAACAUGAAAGAAGACGAAAAAUGAAGCAAAUAUUGGAGUCUAUGGACAUUGAUCGUUUUUCUUUUGUUCCAGCUCUUUCUAAGGAGUCCGAACUUGUGGAAUGGUAUGCUUACAACUGCGUUCCUAAAGAGACACCUGGAAUAGCCGAGGAAGCAGGUCGGCUUCGCGGUAGACCAGGAAAGCUAGAGAUUGCUGUUUUUCUUUCUCAUUUGAAGGCUCUUAAAUGCGUCGCAAACCUUCCAGAAAGUGAACCUUAUGGAAUCAUUUGCGAAGACGAUGUGACUUUUCGGUCGGAUUUUCGAAAGAUGCUUUCUGAAAUUCUUCCACUGGGGUACGAUCUAGUUCAUUUAGGCUACUUGUUUUAUGAAGAAGUCAAAGCCAAAGAUCCUGGAACAUUUCUUUUUCCAACUCCUUUGGCUUUAUCAGGAGCUCAGUGUUAUUUAGUGAAUCGUUGGUACGCGGGCUACUUGGUGGAUAAAAUGGACCAUCCUGUUAGGUUAAUUCAACCACGCGAAGGGAUUGAAGUAACGUCCGAACUUCUUCUUCAAAUAGAUCAAUCCACUACGAAAGUAUUCUCACCUCCCGAUGUUCAGAAUUCCGGAGGCAUUGUGUACCCUCCUUUAGUGAUUGAACGAAAAGAAGAAGAAGGAAACCAAAGACAUGGAGGCCACCAUUGGUAUCACGAUAAAUUCCGAAGAAUGCAUUCUUUUGCAAAAGAGCAGUAAGUGGAGAAAAAAAAAAUAACAUGGAAUGAACACAAACAUGGGCAGCCGGUAAUUUUUAUAUUUUUCUUUUUUUUUCCGUCUCUCUCAGGAUGAUUUCGAUGACCCUUGCAGCGUUUCUAGUUCUUUGUACAUCAGAUAAUCGCCGUAUCCCCACAAUAGAACUCCAAUGAGAAUGACGACAAUGGAUGAAAUUUGCAAAAUGGUAGCGCCUGACAUUUUAUUCUUUUUUUAAUAUGCGUAAGGUGAUCGAACUCGGGGUGAAUAAGCUCCGGUCCUUUCUAGAGGGAUGGAAUGGGUCAUUUUUCUUGUUCCUGAUAGGGCCGAUCCACUACCUCUUGCUCCUCCAACUGAGCGCGGCUUGUUCACGAGCACAAAGUCAGCAAAAGACCACAUACCUACUCCUACGAGAAUAAUAACGAUAGCUAUGACCAUAUAAACUAUUCCAUUUGCCAUUUUUGUCUGUUCUUUUAAUUAGGAAUUUAAAAAACAAGAUGUUUCCAAAAACAGUCAAUGUGCCACUUUUGAAGAGAGCAGUUGAAUGCCCUUUCGACUGCAGAUCAUCUGCCACUUUGCUUGGAGCGUUUGACUACUUAUUUUGGGUACU
Messenger RNA from Galdieria sulphuraria, 1560 nucleotides. RefSeq names its product glycosyltransferase 25 family member precursor. The record is from RefSeq and is a predicted model, not a curated record. Bases 18 to 956 code for a protein of 312 amino acids. The transcript has 2 exons. Lineage: Eukaryota; Rhodophyta; Bangiophyceae; Galdieriales; Galdieriaceae.